This is a messenger RNA of Trypanosoma brucei brucei TREU927, 2325 nucleotides long. It is a transcript of the gene Tb927.7.680, whose product is annotated as chaperone protein DNAJ, putative. The coding region runs from base 1 to 2325 and encodes 774 amino acids. NCBI's taxonomy places the organism in Eukaryota, Euglenozoa, Kinetoplastea, Trypanosomatida, Trypanosomatidae. The record is from RefSeq and is a predicted model, not a curated record. The transcript has a single exon.
AUGCGGCGGCAUGUUUCUUUAGUUUGGUUGAAUGCGGCAACCGGCUGGAGGUUACAUACCGCCACUACGAGUGAAGGGAUAUCGGAAGAGACACGUGAACAGUUGCUGGAAGAGGAGGAAUUCCGAGCAAUGGACGCUUCACAGGAAGACAGCGAAAUGCUGCCGAUACACCACCGACUCGCAACCAAGGCGGACGCUCUGGAAGCAGAACUGAAGAGGUUGUCUUUUGUGCUCUUUGAGAAGCCACAACUUGUAGUCGAUGAUUGUCCGUCCACAUGGACGAGACGUCCGGCAAAUGUUGUGAAGAUAAUCCGCUGCUAUGGUGCAACGAAUGCUUGCGCUAAAGGAAGACAUCAGCGCCCUGUUGGAUGGGUUCCGCCUGUAGGCUCCUCUUCAACUAUCGUCCAAACCUUCAACCGCAUGCGGCAUGCGCUACUAAAUAUGCGAAAGAAGAAGUUGGGGCAGCCUGAGACGGCACUGAAUGAUCAAUUAGCGACGCUGUCAGCUGACCUUGACUACCUCAACCGCAUGAAGCGCUUGCAUGCGCUUAAUUUCUACGGCAGGAUGAACUUGACACCCCGCCGCCACAUUUGGUUAGCACUCUACACAUUAUUGUGGAACUCUGUAAUUGCUAUUCAGAAUUCGUUAGCAUGUGUUUUCUUUGGUACUUUGCGUGGAAUUAGGGACCACGGAGUUGUCAUGGGAGCUAUUCGGGGGCCAGCUACGGGAUUUUUACGCGCCUCGCAGUUCCUUGCCUAUGGAUUAGUUCUCUCACCUCUUAUUCACGUUCCCUCCGGUCUGAUAAACUCCAUGUACGGCGUGUGGAACGCACUCUCUGGAAAACUUUUCUUUGAAGCUGGAAGUGGCCGGUGGCACUACUGCAGCGCCCUAACUGCUUUGUGGCUUCAUCGUGAGGUAUCGCUUGAGCGUCGCGCAAUUCGAAGUGUUGGUCGGUUGGAAUUCCGGCGGAAGAAUAUGAGGGCAGAGAAUCGAUGGAAAGACCGGCUCGCGUCGAUGGGCUUCUCGUUUGACCGUAUAAACGAGAAGUUUGGGGGAAAGCACCAAAAGGCACAACAUACAACUCGUGGCAGGGCGGAGAAUAUCGAAAAUCCUUACGAGGUACUUCAAGUGAAGCGGAAUGCUACACUGGAGCAAGUGAAGGCUCAGUACAAGCGGUUGGCUAAAGUUUUUCAUCCUGAUACUGUUCAGUGUGGCAGCGAAGAAGAGCGCAGAAAAGCAAGGGAGAAGUUUGAGAGCAUAUCACAGGCUUAUCAAAUACUCUCCAAUCCUGAGAAACGGCGUUCCUAUGAUCUUGGCGGGGCGCAGGCACUUCGGCUACACGAAAGUAAAAUGGGACGGUUCAUGGCGCGGACACCUGAGGAAGUUGUCCAAAGUGUGUUUGGUGGUGAAAUUUUUAAACAAAAAGUACUCGGGCAACUGUUGCGUUCCCAUUGGCACUUGCGGAACGAAGCACAGGUGAGUGUUUCUCUCCACGAAUUUGAGCAACUUCAGGUACUUCGCUGCUUUGAACUUACUUUAGAGCUGGUACGUAUAGUCGAUGUCCAUGCAAUGGCUCCGGCUGCAAAGGGUUGCAAGCAUCGAAGUGGUCAACCCCAGAGUGAGGUUGCUGAUGCACUGAUAGAUGAAUUAAGUGGAAGAAAAAAGAACCAGCCAGCACGAGAGAGGAAACAAACUACGGCACAACACAAAAACCAAGGCGAUACUCCCAAUAAUGAAGGAACGGGCUCACCAUAUGAACUGACUUGUUUUACCAACGAGUUUAACUGUUUUUCGCGCGACUUUGAGGACCGUUGUGACCGCUACACACGUCACCUGGCGGAGGCGUGUUUUGGAAGGGAACUGAUGUACGAGGUUGGACAGUCGUAUGUCAUAUCAAGUCAGCGAUUCCUUGGCAUUUUACCUUUUUAUGCACCAAAGCUUCACGUAUACAAGAAAAUUUUCUCUGGUGUUGACCGUGUCUAUGCAGCGUUUCGCGAGAAGGUGGACGACAGAGCCAAAGAUAAUCCAGAGUGGUUGGCCAGGAAGGUUAUGACGGAAUAUUUCAGCAUGGAAUUUGAUUCGGUUGUGGCCGACGCAAGUUGUGUGCUUCGCUUUGCCGCUCAAAAUGUUCUCCAGGACGUUGCGAUCACGGAAGAGCAGCGCAGGCGACGGUGUUAUGCACUUUGGUAUUUGGGAGAUCAAAUGAUGCGCAAGGGUGUGCCGUGGUCACGGACAGAGGUGAAGCGAGAUGACGGUGAGUUGAUGGCGUACAUUCAGCAAGCCGCAAACUCUGCGGCCUCUACAAGUAAACCGGGUUCUUUUUAA